Trematomus bernacchii (emerald rockcod) is the source of this 3566-nucleotide messenger RNA. RefSeq names its product calcium/calmodulin-dependent serine protein kinase a (gene caska). Gene Ontology annotation, cellular component: plasma membrane; cell-cell junction; basolateral plasma membrane. The record is from RefSeq and is a predicted model, not a curated record. Gene Ontology annotation, molecular function: protein kinase activity; ATP binding; signaling receptor binding. Gene Ontology annotation, biological process: protein phosphorylation; regulation of neurotransmitter secretion. NCBI's taxonomy places the organism in Eukaryota, Metazoa, Chordata, Actinopteri, Perciformes, Nototheniidae.
AACCCCCGAGUAGGAGGAGCCUGUCGGGUUUCUGGAAGCUCCGUGGAGCCGCGCGUCCAGGCAGAAACAUCGGGGAGAAAAACACCAAACCACGGGAGGAAAGUGAAGGAAACACGGAGAGUGGAGGCUCGGAUCUACAACGGAGGAGUGUGUGUCUUCACGCGUGUGUGUGUGUGUGUGCGCAUUCCGCAAAAGAGUGUACUGACUUGAAUCUGCCAAGGAGGAUUGUGUGUGUGUUCUUGUGUGUGUGUGCAUCCCUUUGGGGAAGUAGAGCUCACUGUGACCCACCUGGAAAGAAGAAACAGGAGUCUGAUGCGCACCGUGCACCGGGUCUGUUUCUAACACUAAAGCCCAGAGUUACCGGGGGGCAGUGAACACACCACCGGAGGACUUCAUUCCACUGUUUGUCUGACCACCACGUUUGAGACAUACGGGGAAAAGCUUCGGGAAAGGCGGGGUCGAACCGGCUCCCGAACCGGAUUAUUGCGCUCCUUCUGUGGCGAAUCACGCACAGCGACGCAGCGGUUUUUGGGGGGGCGGGGGGUCUUACAACUGGAAUUUAGAAAACCUUCCUGUGGAAACUCUUCACCGACUGCUGCGGACCUUUUUUUUAUUAUUAUCUGUCCGCUUGUGGCCUCUGUUCACCCCCCCCCCUCCCGGAUUUUUAGGAGCACCAUCACCAGCUUUGGGACGCGUAUUUUGGGGAUAUUCUUUUCCCCAGCCGGGGUCGGACUAUGGCGGACGACGACAUCCUCUUUGAAGAUGUGUACGAGCUCUGCGAGGUCAUUGGCAAGGGUCCCUUCAGCGUGGUGCGGAGAUGCAUCAACAGAGAGACGGGGCAGCAGUUCGCGGUCAAGAUCGUGGACGUGGCCCAGUUCACCUCCAGCCCCGGACUCAGCACCGAGGAUCUGAAGAGGGAGGCCAGUAUCUGCCACAUGCUGAAGCAUCCUCACAUCGUGGAGCUGCUGGAGACCUACAGCUCCGAUGGGAUGCUCUACAUGGUGUUCGAAUAUAUGGACGGAGCAGAUCUGUGUUUUGAGAUCGUGAAGAGAGCAGACGCUGGCUUCGUCUACAGUGAAGCCGUGGCCAGUCACUACAUGAGGCAGAUCCUCGAGGCGCUGCGUUACUGCCACGACAACAACGUCAUCCACAGAGACGUCAAGCCUCACUGCGUGCUGCUCGCCUAAGAGAACUCAGCUCCGGUGAAACUCGGAGGAUUCGGAGUCGCCAUCCAGCUGGGAGAGUCUGGGCUGGUGGCCGGAGGUCGGGUGGGGACCCCUCACUUCAUGGCCCCCGAGGUGGUGAAGAGGGAGCCGUACGGGAAGCCUGUGGACGUGUGGGGGUGCGGAGUCAUCUGCUUCAUCCUGCUCUCUGGCUGCCUGCCUUUCUACGGCACCAAGGAGAGGCUGUUCGAGGUCAUCUGCAGAGGAAAAUACAAGUUGAAUCCCCGGCAGUGGGCUCAGAUCUCAGAGAGUGCGAAGGAUCUGGUUCGGAGGAUGCUGAUGCUCGACCCGGCCGAGAGGAUCACCGUCUACGAGGCGCUGAACCACCCCUGGCUCAAGGAGAGGGACCGAUACGCCUACAAGAUCCACCUCCCAGAGACCGUGGAGCAGCUGAGGAAGUUCAACUCCAGGAGGAAGCUCAAGGGAGCUGUUCUGGCUGCAGUUACCUCACACAAAUUCAACUCUUUCUACGGAGACCCCCCCGAGGACAUGCACGACUUCUCCGAAGACCCCACCUCCUCAGGCGCUGUCUCUCAGGUGCUGGACAGUCUAGAGGAGAUCCACGCUCUGACAGACUGCAGUGAGAAGGAUCUAGAUUUCCUGCACAGUGUGUUCCAGGACCAGCAUCUACACACACUGCUCGACCUCUACGAUAAGAUCAACACCAAGUCGUCUCCGCAGAUCAGAAACGCUCCUAGUGAUGCUGUGCAGAGAGCCAAAGAGGUACUGGAAGAGAUCUCCUGCUACCCUGAGAACCACGAAGCUAAAGAACUCAGACGGAUACUGACCCAGCCUCAUUUCAUGGCGCUGCUGCAGGCCCACGAUGUUGUGGCCCACGAGGUGUACAGCGACGAGGCUCUGAGGGUGACGCCCCCCCCCACCUCGCCCUACCUGAACGGAGAAUCACCUGAGAGCAACAACGGAGACAUGGACCUGGAGAACGUCACCAGAGUCCGUCUGGUGCAGUUCCAGAAGAACACAGACGAGCCCAUGGGCAUCACGCUGAAGAUGAAUGAGUCGAAUCAUUGCAUCGUGGCGAGGAUAAUGCACGGAGGGAUGAUCCACAGACAAGGAACGCUGCACGUAGGAGACGAGAUCAGAGAGAUCAACAGCAUCAGUGUGGCCAACCAGACUGUGGAGCAGCUGCAGAAGAUGCUGAGGGAAAUGCGAGGCAGCAUCACGUUUAAAAUAGUGCCAAGUUACCGGACCAUGGGCUCCCCGUGUGAGAAAGAGUCCCCCAACACUUCCAGACAGUCCCCUGCAAACGGCCACUCCAGCAUUAACAGUUCUAUCUUGGAUCUUCCGUCCACCAUCACGCCCAAAGGUCGACAGAUCUACGUGCGCGCUCAGUUUGAGUACGAGCCGUCCAAAGACGAGCUGAUCCCGUGUAAAGAGGCGGGAGUUCGCUUCCUGGUGGGCGACAUCAUCCAGAUCAUCUCUAAAGACGACCACAACUGGUGGCAGGGCAAGCUGGAGAACACCAAGAACGCUACAGCAGGACUCAUUCCUUCACCUGAGCUGCAGGAGUGGAGGGUGGCCUGUAUAGCGAUGGAGAAGACGAAGCAGGAGCAGCAGGCCAGCUGCACCUGGUUUGGAAAGAAGAAGAAGCAGUACAAAGACAAGUACCUGGCCAAGCACAACGCAGUGUUCGACCAACUAGAUCUGGUGACAUAUGAAGAGGUGGUGAAGCUCCCUGCCUUCAAGAGGAAAACCCUCGUUCUGUUAGGGGCCCAUGGAGUGGGCAGGAGACACAUCAAGAACACACUCAUCACCAAACACCCCGACAGAUUCGCCUACCCCAUCCCCCACACGACCAGACCUCCAAAGAAGGACGAGGAGGACGGGAAGAACUACUUCUUCGUGUCUCACGACCAGAUGAUGCAGGACAUCAGCAACAACGAGUACCUGGAGUACGGCAGCCACGAGGACGCCAUGUACGGCACGAGGCUGGAGACCAUCCGGCAGAUCCACACGCUGGGACACAUCGCCAUCCUGGACGUGGAGCCGCAGGCCCUGAAGGUCCUCCGAACAGCAGAGUUUGCACCGUUCGUCGUCUUCAUCGCCGCGCCAACCAUCACGCCAGGCAUCAAUGAGGACGAGUCUCUCCAGCGGCUGCAGAAAGAGUCGGAGAUCCUUCAGAAAACGUACGCUCACUACUUCGAUCAAACCAUCAUCAACAACGAGAUUGACGACACCAUCCGUCACCUGGAGGAGUUCAUCGAGAUCGAGAGCAACAGCUGCCAGUGGGUGCCCGUGUCCUGGGUCUACUGACACACACACACACACCAAUACACACACACACCAACACACACACACACACCAACACACACACACACACCAACA